This is a messenger RNA of Theileria parva strain Muguga, 777 nucleotides long. It is a transcript of the gene ITPA, whose product is annotated as Inosine triphosphate pyrophosphatase. Gene Ontology annotation, molecular function: nucleoside triphosphate diphosphatase activity. Gene Ontology annotation, biological process: nucleoside triphosphate catabolic process. The record is from RefSeq and is a predicted model, not a curated record. Lineage: Eukaryota; Apicomplexa; Aconoidasida; Piroplasmida; Theileriidae. The transcript has 5 exons. Bases 166 to 723 code for a protein of 185 amino acids. Gene Ontology annotation, cellular component: cytoplasm.
AAGGUGGAAGUAGCAGAUGUUUGGAGUCAUAGAAUUAAAUAUAUAAAAUAAUUGUUAUAUCACUAAAAAACAAUUUAAUUAAAUAAAAUUGAUAGUUUAAAUGAAUAUAAUGUUAUAUUUAAUGCUAUGGAAUUUAAUAUUUGAGUGGAAGAUUCUAUUUGAAGAAUGACGAAAAAGGAAGUGUUGUUUUGCACAUCGAAUAAAGAAAAACUCAGAGAUUUACAAUACAUAUUGGGAGAUGAAUUUGACCUUAAAAAUGAUCCAGUAGAACUUACUGAAAUUCAAGGUAACCCAGAGGAAAUAACACGAGCUAAAUCUAAGGAAGCAUACAAACUUUUAAAGAGGCCUUUAAUAACUGAAGAUACGUGUUUGUGUUUUAAUGCUUUCAAAGGGUUACCAGGACCUUAUAUAAAGCAUUUCUUGUUGAACGUUGGACCGUUGGGUGUGUAUAAUCUUCUAUCGGAGUUUGAGGAUAAAUCAGGCUAUUCUCUUUGCACAUUUGGGUAUGUGGACGAAAAUGGAGUCAAGUUAUUCCAAGGAAGGACGGAUGGUACAAUAGUUCGCCCAAGGGGCUAUGUAGAUGUGAGUUGGAAUAGCAUAUUUCAACCCCAAGGACAUGAUAAAACAUUUGCUGAGCUAACUUUUGAAGAAAAAAAUAAAGUUUCACAUAGAUACAAGGCUGGAGUAAAACUUAAAGAGUUCCUGCUAAAUAACUCAAAAUAAAAAACAAAAUUAAACUUUUAAUAAAUUUUUUAAUAAAUAUUAUCGUUUAUUUUA